CCCGAGGGCGGCAGCUGUAAUCCAGAAUUCCAUGUAUGUAGAUGAUGCGCUGUUUGGAGGUCACUCAAUAAAAGAGGCAUUGGAGGUUGUUACCAUCAUUUCAAUGAUGCAAUAUGGAAAUUAAAAAAAAUAAUCAACUGAAUACAACAAGAGAAGGCCGCAAUGUGACAAGAAUGAGCUCAAUGAUUCCCUUAGUUCCAGCUAAUCUCAUACCAGAGGCAUGGCGCCAAAUUAUAGAAUCGGCCCGAUUCAAUCGGGGGACAACUCGCCUGAAAUAAGGCGUUUUCACCGAUAUGUCGAGUCCACUUUGUAUCCAAGACAUUCUCCGGAUUUAUUAACCUGUGCCGGCCAACGCAACAGAACUACGAAUGCCUUAGAGGGAUGGCACCGAAGAAUUGAUGCUCGUAUGACAAAGAACCCCAACUUAUAUUAUUUUACAUAUAAAUUAAAAAAAGAAACCAAGUAUUGGGAUGGCCGUAUAAUUCGCUAUUUAAGAAGAUGAACAAAAAUAGAAGGCUCAGAGAUAUCCAGUUCGACAGAAAAUAUAACAGAUAUUUAAAAAGAUUGCGAGAACACAAACUAAGUGGUUCAAUUUUUGACAAAAUUUAAAUAUUUGAGACUGAGCUUGUUCAAUUUAUAUUAAUCGAACUAAAAAAAAAUUGUUCGGUAGUGAAACAUUUAAUUAAGUUUUUUUUUUCACUCUUUCUUUCAUUGAAGUUGUAGACAAAGAAUUAAGUAAGCAAAAGAAAGAAAACAAGUUGUCUACAACAUUUUCUUCAGAACCACAUACAGUAGUUUGGAAAAGUGGCAAUUCGGUAGCGGCCCAGUCUCCUAAUGGAAACAUAGUGAGAAGGAAUUCAUCAUUUUUCCAGCCCAUUCAUACAAGAGAUAUGGAAAGGUUUAGAUGUUCAUAUUUUAGAAUGUGUUUAUAAUAACAAUAAAUAACUUUCUAGUAACCGUAGGCCACGAUGCGUUGUAUAUCUAGUAAGUACAUCAAUGAUGCCAAGGUUACAUCAGGUCUUAGAAUAUAGUAUAAGUUUUGUAUUCUUUAGAUAAGUUUUUGCGAGAUAAUUGUUUACCAUGCAAGUGUUGCACAUUUAACAGAGAAUGUUGCUUGAUUUAGUUUUCUUAAGUUAGGAAACUUUGAUGUUAAUUUACAAAACGUGUAGGGAGACCGGAGCAAGAUGAAGUUCGGGGCAGUACGGGAAGUAAGCUUGUGUGCGUGAAUGGUAAUAGUGUUCAGAGCGGCAACAGCGCCAUUUGCACGAACUUCACUCUCCGCUAGUGCGUCCAAGCAGAGCGAACAGGUUAGAACUCGUUUUUGCGUUGCAGAGAGAAAAAAGUGAUAUUGCAAGUGUUUUUACGCGAUAUUUGAUCCGAAAACUGAUGUACAGACAUAUAAAAUGGUGCGCAACUAUAAACGAAAAACAGAUCGUGGCAAAUGGAACGAAGAAGAUAUGAGAAGAGCAGUAGCUGCUGUUCUUACUGAUAGAAUGGGAUUUCUUCGAGCCUCGGCUACUUACGAUGUUCCGAAGUCGACCUUAGAACGACGAGUAAGAAAAGCUCGUGAAACUGUUAAUGACGACACUGAUUCUGAUAACGACUGCGGGAAAAAACAUUUGGGAAGAUUCAAAACUGUUUUCACAGCCGAGCAAGAAAAUGAGCUGGCGGAGUAUGUGAAAUCUAUGGAAGCACGGCUUUUUGGUUUAACGGGAAAAGAGCUUCGUAUUAUAGCUUAUCAGUUAGCUCAGCGUAAUCACAUAGAUAACCCAUUUAAUACAGAAACUGGUAUGGCAGGAGAAGAUUGGCUCAGCGGGUUUUUAAAACGACACCCUGAUCUAGCAUACAGACGUCCAGAACCAACUUCAGCUGCAAGAGCGAUGGGUUUUAACAGAGUGGCAGUCAACAAUUUUUUUAAAUUGUUGGAAAAUGUUAUAGAUAAACAUAAACUGACACCUGAAAGGAUCUACAAUGUAGACGAAACGGGGAUCAGUACUGUUCCCAAAAGUCAGUCUAAGAUAUUGUCAAUGAAGGGUUAGAAGCAAGUCGGCUGCCUCUCAUCAGCAGAGAGAGGCCAGUUGGUCACUGCUGAAAUUUGUUUUAAUGCCGUUGGCACCUAUGUCCCACCAAUGCUAAUAUACGCUCGGAAGCGCAUGAAAGAAGAACUUUUGGAUGAUGCUCCGUCAGGGUUUUGGGGAACUUGCAGUGACAAUGGCUGGAUUACUACAAAAAUAUUUUUUGAUUGGUUUAAAUCAUUCGUGCAGUUUGCACAACCGACAAAAGAAAAGCCUAUAUUGCUUCUGUUAGACGGUCACUCUUCACAUACCAAAAAUAUUGACCUUAUAGAUUAUGCAAGAGAAAAUAAUGUGAUUUUAUUAUGUACACCACCACAUUGUACUCACAAAUUGCAGCCUUUAGACGUGUCUUUCAUGAGACCUUUAAGCACGUACUACAGUGCAGAAGUUAAAAAAUGGCUGAGAGAUCACCCUGGUCGCGUGGUUACACCAUAUCAAGUGGCAAAACUUUUUGGACAAGCUUACUUGACAGCAGCUACAAUGCUCACAGCCAUAAAUGGAUUUCGGAAAUGUGGUAUAUGGCCAUUAGAUAAAAAUGUUUUUACGGAUGCUGAUUUCAUAGCUGCGGAGACGACUAACACAGAAAAUCUGGCAAGAGAAGAGCUAAAUAUGGAAAAUGCUCCAUCAACUUCGACAUCCGAACCAGCAAUCACUGAAGAAAAUCUCUCGCGGCCAUCCCCUUCAGUUCACCUUGGACAAAUCUCGUCUGCAACCCAGCAAAAUAAUGUACCUUCUUCAGUUAUUUGUUCCCAGGCUGAAAAUAGUCGUGGUCGAACCACAUCAGAAAAUCAAGAAAACAUCAUUACUAACCCAAACUUACAUAUUGAUGAAGGAGGUGGUUCAGAACCUCUGAUAUCCUCAGAAAAUGCUGUACAUCCAGUUUUAUCCACUGAAAAAGAAGAUAUUGCUGAACCAGCCACAUCUUUUUUGAAUAACAAUGAUGCCCUGAUUUUGUUGAAUUCUCAAAUUGACAUUUCUGUGACUACCACGUCUUCUCAAAACGUUGCUGCAGAUGCUGAUUUCAAUAGAUAUUCUCCAGAGAUUAUUAAUACUAGAAGGAGCCCUGAAAAAACAUUGGCCGAGCAACCUUCAACGUCGACAUUUCGAGCUAAAGACAAAACUCCCGAAAGGCAAAUAAAAAUAAAUUUUCUGGUAAGUCCUGAAAAUAUUAUGGCUAUACCUAAAGAAGUUAGAACUCAGGAGAGGAAGACUAGGAAACGAGGGAAGACUGCAAUACUAACUGAAUCACCUUACAAAAAUGAACUCAUGAAAGAUAUAAGUAUUAAAGAAGGUAAAAAUAAAAAAAAGACUGAUAAUCAAGUGAUUCAAAAACGUAAAAAACAAAUGAAGAAACCUGGAAAAAAGACUGCAAAGAAGAUUAAAAAGACAACUGACAAGGAAAACUUGCAGAAAAAGCGUCAAACCAAAAGGUGCAAAAAUGAAACUAAAUCGGAAGAUAGUUCAUCCCAAGAAGAGGAGGAUGACUGUGCUUGCAUCUAUUGUGGGUACUUAUACUCAGAUUCAACUGAGGGUUGGGUCAUUUGCGGCGUGUGUCACGGUUGGGCGCAUAAUUCAUGUGCUGGAGUAGAUGAGGAAGACGAAGAGGCACACAUUUGUGAACGCUGUCUACCUGAUUAAAAAGCAUACUCGUUUUGCCCCACAGCGUUUCCCAUCAUGCCCCAGUUAUGGGGCAAAACGGGAAAUUUGCCGAGUUUACUAUUAAAUUAUUUGCCAAAAAAAGUUCUGUGAUUUUGCAUGCUACAAAGUUUAAUUAUAAGAGAGAAAUGUAUAAUGGUUACCUCUUUUGUUAAAGAAUGAUAUUAAAGAGUUUAAUUUUCUUUGUAUAACGAGUUUUGUCUUAGCUAUCUCAUCUUGCCCCAGUCUCCCCUAAGUAUGUUAAUUUUGGUAUCUAUUGCCUGCUUUAUAUUUAUUUUGAAUACCUUCAUAAGAACAAAACUUUUGUUAUUGCGAUACCUAUCAAGUUAAGCUCUUACUUAAUUAAGAAAGAAAGGGAUUGUAGAGAUGUAAAGCGUCUCUAUUCCCGGCUGUCCUUCAGACGUCUCGUCACUUUUAGUGUCAAAUGAUUACUGUGUACGCUGUGGUUAAAAUCUGAUAUUGAAACCGUGUAAUUUUGGAAAUAAAAGGUUAGAAAAAGUAUAUGAAACAGUUUAUUAAUUACCGAAGAACCCUACA
This is a messenger RNA of Pectinophora gossypiella (pink bollworm), 4268 nucleotides long. RefSeq lists its product as uncharacterized. Gene Ontology annotation, molecular function: DNA binding. The record is from RefSeq and is a predicted model, not a curated record. The transcript has 3 exons. The coding region runs from base 2130 to 3713 and encodes 527 amino acids. NCBI's taxonomy places the organism in Eukaryota, Metazoa, Arthropoda, Insecta, Lepidoptera, Gelechiidae. Gene Ontology annotation, cellular component: nucleus.